AUGGCAUCUUGCGACGACGACGAUGAUUUCUCUAUCCUCCGUGACGAUAACCACCACUCUCACCAUCUUCACCAAACCUUCGCACCGCAUCACCACCAUCACCACCACCACCAUUUCUCCGCCGCAUCAGUCCAAUCAAAGCCUAUCGCCGACGAUGAUACCGAUGAUUACGGAAAUCCGUUCGAUGAUGACGCCGGUAGCGAGAAACGUAAAGAUCGAGAUCGAGAUGAGAUCGGUGACGGAACGACGUCGUACGGGUUUAACAAGAGGCCGAAACCAGCUUCUAGCGGAAACGGAAACGGUGGAGUAGGGGCAGAGUAUAGGAAGGAUCGAGAAGAGUGGAGCGAUACAGCGAUUGUUUGCUUGCUGGAAGCGUAUACUGAGAAGUUCACGCAGCUGAAUCGGGGGAAUCUGAGGGGGAGAGAUUGGGAGGAGGUAGCGUCGGUGGUGAGUGAACGCUGUGAGAAUCAAUCCAAGAGUGUGGAGCAGUGUAAGAACAAGGUUGAUAACCUGAAGAAACGGUAUAAGCUGGAAAGACACAGAAUGAACAAUGGCUGCAUCUCCGCCAGUCACUGGCCUUGGUUCAAGCAGAUGGAGAAUAUCGUCGGGAAUUCUCUACCUUCGAAGUUUGCGGAUGAGGAUAAAGCCAUUGUUCCUGCUUCCAAUUCUCCUAGGCAGUCCAAGAGAUAUGGAAUGGCAACAUCCAGCAGUGGAGGUCAAGUAAACAGCCUGAAGUCCAAAGCAUUGACAAACCUUAGAUGGCGGAGAGUUGUUCUAAAAAUUAGUGGAUCAGCACUUACCGGAUCCGAUACCUGCAAUAUUGACCCUAAGGUGGCCAUGUUAGUUUCAAGUGAAGUUGCAAUAGCUUCCCGCCUUGGUGUCGAGAUAGCAAUUGUUGUUGGAGGUCGUAAUUUCUUCUGUGGAGACGCAUGGGUAACUGCUACAGGUUUAGAAAGAUGUACUGCAUACCAAGUUGGGAUGAUGGCUACUGUGAUGAAUUCGUUACUGCUCCAAUCAACCCUCGAGAAGAUGGGAGUUCAGACUCGUGUUCAAACUUCAGUUUCAAUGCAGGAGUUUGCUGAACCAUACAAUAGGCAACGGGCAAUCAGGCAUCUUGAGAAAGGAAGAGUUGUUAUAUUUGGUGGCAUUGGUUUUGGUGCCGGCAAUCCACUUUUCUCAACUGACAUAGCUGCUGCUCUUCGGGCCUCAGAAGUUAAUGCUCAGGCAGUCCUCAAAGCUACUAACGUAGAUGGUGUAUAUGACUGCAGCUCCCGAGACACCAAUUUCACUUUUGAACACAUAUCCUUCAGAGAGCUAGUGUCUAGAGGUGUCACCUCUAUGGAUAUGUCAGCCUUGACAUUCUGUGAGGAAAAUGCCAUUCCUGUUGUAGUUUUUAAUCUAUUGGCCCCUGGGAACAUCUCAAAAGCUUUAUGUGGAGAACAAGUUGGCACACUAAUUGACCAAACUGGAGCAAUAAGCUAA
Molecule: messenger RNA, 1482 nt
Organism: Vicia faba (fava bean)
Lineage: Eukaryota; Viridiplantae; Streptophyta; Magnoliopsida; Fabales; Fabaceae
Source: the annotation of a GenBank genome assembly